Messenger RNA from Arabis nemorensis, 2310 nucleotides. NCBI's taxonomy places the organism in Eukaryota, Viridiplantae, Streptophyta, Magnoliopsida, Brassicales, Brassicaceae. The record is from the annotation of a GenBank genome assembly.
AUGGCGGAGGAGGAAGACGACGUUGCGGCGGCGGAGGCGGCGAUUGAGGAACGGUGGAGUCUCUACGAGGCUUACAACGAGUUACACGCUUUAGCGCAGGAAUUGGAGACGCCGUUCGAAGCACCGGCGGUGCUUGUGGUCGGACAGCAGACGGACGGUAAGAGCGCGCUUGUGGAAGCUCUCAUGGGGUUUCAGUUUAAUCACGUCGGCGGUGGAACUAAGACUCGCCGGCCGAUUACUCUUCAUAUGAAAUACGAUCCUCAGUGUCAGUUCCCGCUUUGUCAUCUCGGUUCCGAUGAUGAUCCUUCCGUUGCUCUCCCCAAAUCUCUCUCGCAAAUUCAGGCAUAUAUUGAAGCUGAGAACAUGAGGCUGGAGCAAGAGGCAUGUCCAUUCUCUGCCAAGGAGAUAAUUGUGAAAGUGCAGUAUAAGUAUUGUCCCAACCUUACUAUCAUUGAUACGCCUGGACUUAUAGCUCCUGCACCGGGACUGAAAAACCGAGCACUACAGGUUCAAGCACGGGCUGUGGAAGCUCUAGUUCGAGCAAAGAUGCAACACAAAGAGUUCAUCAUUUUAUGCCUUGAAGAUAGCAGUGACUGGAGCAUUGCAACUACUCGAAGAAUAGUGAUGCAAGUUGAUCCUGAGCUUUCUAGGACAAUUGUUGUUUCCACAAAGCUUGACACCAAAAUCCCUCAAUUCUCAUGUUCAUCCGACGUGGAAGUUUUCCUCUCACCUCCUGCGAGUGCACUCGACAGCUCCUUAUUGGGCGAUUCCCCUUUUUUCACGUCUGUGCCUUCUGGAAGAGUUGGCUAUGCACAGGAUUCACUGUAUACGUCUAAUGACGAGUUCAAACAGGCUGUAUCACUUAGAGAAAUUGAAGACAUUGCAUCUUUAGAGAAGAAGUUGGGCCGUUUGCUGACAAAGCAGGAAAAGAAUAGGAUUGGCAUCAGUAAACUGAGGUUGUUUCUUGAAGAACUACUCUGGAAAAGGUACAAAGAGAGUGUUCCAUUAAUCAUUCCACUUUUAGGAAAGGAGUAUCGCAGUACAGUCAGAAAGCUGGAUACAGUCAGCAAGGAACUAAGCUCUUUAGAUGAAGCAAAACUCAAAGAGAGAGGCAGGACUUUCCAUGAUCUAUUCUUAACCAAGUUAUCGCUGCUACUGAAAGGAACAGUUGUGGCCCCUCCGGAUAAAUUUGGUGAAACAUUGCAAGAUGAAAGGACGCAAGGAGGAGCGUUUGUUGGUACGGAUGGUCUCCAGUUCCCACACAAGCUUAUACCUAAUGCAGGGAUGCGUCUUUAUGGUGGUGCACAAUAUCACCGUGCCAUGGCUGAGUUCCGUUUUUUAGUUGGUGCUAUCAAAUGCCCCCCAAUAACACGGGAGGAAAUUGUAAAUGCAUGUGGAGUUGAGGAUAUUCAUGAUGGAACUAACUAUUCCAGAACAGCUUGCGUUAUAGCAGUUGCAAAGGCUCGUGACACUUUUGAACCUUUUCUUCAUCAGUUGGGAGCCAGGCUUCUACACAUUCUCAAGAGAUUGCUUCCAAUUUCUGUAUAUCUUCUUCAGAAAGAAGGUGAAUACUUAAGUGGGCAUGAGGUGUUUCUCAAGCGGGUUGCUUCAGCUUUCAACAGUUUUGUGGAGUCCACAGAAAAAUCAUGUCGUGACAAAUGUAUGGAGGAUUUAGCAAGUACGACUCGCUAUGUUACGUGGUCUCUUCACAACAAGAACCGAGCUGGUCUACGUCAARUCUUGGACUCAUUUGGCGGAACAGAGCAACUUACUACAUCAGGUAAUCCCAUAGGAUUUAGUCUUCCUCAAGAUGCACCAGGCAGCACAACAGAGACAAAGUCAAGAUCAGAUGUAAAGCUAAGCCAUCUCGCGUCAAACAUCGAUUCAGGUUCAAGUAUUCAAACAACAGAAAUGCGGUUGGCUGAUCUUCUAGAUAGCACGCUUUGGAACCGCAAGCUUGCUCCUUCCUCUGAGAGAAUUGUCUACGCAUUAGUCCAGCAGAUAUUCCAGGGCAUACGAGAAUACUUUCUAGCCUCAGCUGAGUUAAAGUUCAACUGUUUUCUUCUAAUGCCCAUCGUGGAUAAGUUGCCUGCACUUCUCCGGGAAGAGUUGGAAAACGCAUUUGAAGACGACCUCGAUAGUAUUUUCGACAUCACGAAUCUCCGGCAAUCACUUGAUCAAAAGAAACGGAGCACGGAGCUCGAGCUGAGAAGGAUAAAGAGGAUAAAAGAGAAAUUCAGAGUGAUGAAUGAGAAGCUAAACUCUCACGAAUUUGCUCAAAAUCUAAAGGCGCCUUCGUUGCAGCAGUGA